AACUAUUGCUCUUUUGAAACCGAGUAUCUAGGAACAACUGAGAACUACAAAUUGGCUCUUCAUAUUUUAUCUUGUAUCAAUACCCCGAUUUUCAUUUAUGGCGCUUGGUGUAUCAUAUUCAAAACGCCUGCAAAGAUGGCUUCCCUCAUAAAUGUCAUCCUUUGGUCUCACUUUUUCAGCGCACUUUUGGAUUUGUCUCUGAGCGUUUUUGUGGUUCCUUAUGUGUUGCUUCCAAAAUUUUCUAUGUACGCGUUGGGAUUUUUAAACUAUCCCCAGUUUGAUUUUUAUUAUUUACUAACAAUAGUUUCAUUUGCUGCUCUUGCAAUCGUAAUGAUUUUUGAAAUUCAAUAUUAUGUUUUAUUUGCCCGAAAUGAAAAUCCGUUCUGGUGCACUAUCAGAAAACCGUUUUUGAUUUUCGACCAUUUUGUUGGAUUACUUUUCAUUAUUCCUGUUGCUGGAAGCCCCGAAUCAAUCUUUAAUUUUCAGAUCCUUCCAUGUAUGCCUCAAUUGUACAUUAACGAUCGCAAACUUUUUGUGGCAUUUUUAGAUUUCAAGUUGUCAUUUGCCAGUGUUUGCUGGCAGACCGUUUUCCUGUCUUCUCAAGUUUUCACUUUUUUGGCUGUUAUUCUUUACAAGCUAAGAAAGCUUGAACGGCAAAACAAGUGUUCAAGCAGAACAGAAUCAAUGCAACGGAGGCUUAUUAUCGCGCUGUUCAGACAGAUUCCAAUUUCAUUAAUUUUGGCUCCAAUCGUGUAUAUAUUAGUGACUGCAGAACUCAAUUAUUAUAAUCAGUCUUUUACAAAUUUCAUAUUCUUGGCAGUGGCUUCGCAUGGAACAGUGUCCGCCUUGAUUUUUAUACACAAACCCUAUCGAGAUGCAACCUGGAAUUUGUUUCGAUGGUUUUCGAAAAGAUAA
Molecule: messenger RNA, 915 nt
Organism: Caenorhabditis briggsae
Lineage: Eukaryota; Metazoa; Nematoda; Chromadorea; Rhabditida; Rhabditidae
Source: RefSeq, a predicted model, not a curated record